UUGACACAGACAGAUUUUUUCUGUGUUGUUUUUAUUUUUUUUGUGUCUCCUACUCACAAAAAAAAAAUAAUAAAAAAGAAAAUUUCAAAUUCAGAAGAAUAAUUAAAAAAAUCUUGGAAAACCAAAAUUCUUAAAAACAAAAUGGAAGAUUCGCAAGACUUUUUGCGAUGCAAAACUCCCACCUCACCCGAAACUCUCGUCGCCAUCGGUAAAAAACGAAAACUUUCUGCAUCGUCUAAUGACGAAGACCAACCUGCAGUGAAAUAUCUUGAAUUGGAUGAAGUUUUCACUUUGGAAAGAUUUAGUGAUGAGGUUUUGUUUGAGAUAUUCAAACAUUUAAAUACACCUUCAAUAUAUGCAUUAAAAAAAACAUGUAAACGCUUUUGGGGUAUUGUGCAAGAUCAUCGUCUUUGGAGGGACAUUGACACAUUGUCACAUAGAAAGACUGUUGAGGCUCUGCGAGAUGUAUUGGAGCGAGCUCACAAGAAGACAAAUUCGAUUAAGAUAAGUGGAUUUUUGGGAAAAGCUGGAGAAGAACAAGACAUCGAUUUGGAAAAUGAAAAACGUUGUCUUUUACAACUUGUUAUUCCCAAAUGUGAAAAUCUAACUGAUUUGGAGCUUCAAUCAGUUUUCAUUGAUUUCUCGGCCAUUAAAAUUCAAGACUUUCCCAAGGACUUGAAGCGAUUGGUGUUUAGAGAUGUGCAUGUACGUUGGCCUGAUAAUGCACCAACAGUAUUUCAAAAGAUGGAUAAAUCUUUGCUUUGGUUGGAGGAGCUACGUGUAGAAUCAUGUACUUGGUUCCAUCCGUACGAUAUUAUGCUGUUCUCAAAGUGUCCAUCAUUGAAAUUCUUAAGCCUGCGAGGAUGCCAAAAUUUAUCAGACUUUGUUCCAUAUGGAAGCAUGGCAUCAAGAUUUGGUUUCAAGAAAUUAGAACACCUAGAUGUCAGAGACACGCCAAUUACAGACUCUGAUCUGCAGUGUUUUAAUGCUGUUUUAACACUCAAAGAACUACUUCUUCAAUGUCCCAGCCACUUGAGAAAGAAAUCAGAUGAAAGCAAAAGCUCUUUGGACCAAUUCAUUCAAUCUAACCACUUUUCGAAUUUUAUUUCUUGUAUUUCGUCUUCAGGAUCUUCUAGUUCAUCAACAUCCUCAGCUAAUUCUACAUUUAGCGAUUCUGCAGAUGGCUCAGAUCCGCCUGCAGAUAAUCAAGACGAUGCUAGACCAAGUACUUCAAGGCAACGAAAUCCUCCAGCAGAACAGGCCAACAAUGUACUGAUGAGUAUUGAUUUGCAAAAUCAUACCAGAAUGGUGUAUGGAGUUUGUGGCUCAUCAAAUCCCGAAUUCAGAAGACUUCGACACCCUGACAAUCCACAAGGAAGUUUUAGUAGUUUCUGGGAUAUGAUUUAUCGCCAGGCUGGACCCGACGGUAGACAUUACUUGCCACAAAAAUCACAAAUCUCUCCGAUCUCAAAUCGUGGUAUUUCUUGUUUUGGCCGUCCUUCUAAUCCAGUCGAUCAGAAUAUCAUUUGGAUUCGUAUUGGUGAUCGACCCAACGAUAAUUCCUUUGAAAGGUUGUAUUUGAGACAUUAUCAGCGAGUGACCGACGAUUCAUUGCUUCAUUUGGCGCAGUGUUCGCCGAGUUUAGUUUAUUUAGAUGUCACUGGAUCCGGAAUAACGCAAAAUGGUAUUGAUGAAUUUAAGGCCAGAAAACCAAACUGCGAAGUUGUUUUCGAAGAAUUUGACGAUUAAUUUUAAAAUAUUAUUCCUCGUAAGGUUUUUAUUAUUCUAUGUAGAAUAUAAGAUUGAUAUGUAUGUCUGUAGGCAAAUGUUUACAAUUGAUGUGUAAAAUAUUAAAUUAUUCUUUUUCAAAAGACGUGACCAAAAUGCGCGUAAAAAAAGUAAUUAUAAAAUACUGGAAAUAAAAAAA
Episyrphus balteatus (marmalade hoverfly) is the source of this 1927-nucleotide messenger RNA. RefSeq lists its product as uncharacterized. Gene Ontology annotation, molecular function: protein binding. Gene Ontology annotation, cellular component: SCF ubiquitin ligase complex. Lineage: Eukaryota; Metazoa; Arthropoda; Insecta; Diptera; Syrphidae. The record is from RefSeq and is a predicted model, not a curated record. Bases 142 to 1749 code for a protein of 535 amino acids. The transcript is spliced from 5 exons. Gene Ontology annotation, biological process: SCF-dependent proteasomal ubiquitin-dependent protein catabolic process.